UUCCGGCUUCCCAGCGCCCCCCGCCCCCCAGUCUUCUGGAAAGGAGGGCUCCUUUAGCCCUGUGGCCUGCACCCAAUGUCCUGUGGCUUCCCUGAGGCUAGAAGGAGAGGGUGGUGUUUAGCGCUCACAGAAGGAGGUUGGGAGAAGCCGUUCCUCUCUAAAAGGAAAAUCCCUGGCCCUUCAGGUUCCACUCUGCGGUGCCCGCGGGUCCACGCUGCUGGGCCAGGCCGGGGCGCUCCCGUGCUCCCGGGUGCGUGCGCGGAUCCCGGGUAGAAAGUGGGGGCGCUGAGGCCCGAGCGCGGGCGCGUCCACGGAGCUUUUCCCGCGGCCAGCGGUGCGGCCCGGCCAGGGCGCGCGCGCGCGGGGUUCUCUGCGGCCGGACUCCGCCGCCAUUCCGCCCGAGGAGGUGCGUCCGCCAAACUUGCGGGAGCAGACAUAUGUGGGGCAUCUCCCACCUGGAGGUCAUGUUGUCUCUUCAGGCUCUGCAGCAAUAAGCAGCCAUGGAGACGAAUAUCCCUGGAUUUAGGAAGUUCAGCCAUGGCCCUCAGCCACUCCUGAGCAAGCACUCACCACACUGGCAAGACUGACUCAGCCUCAAAGGUCCGGACAGUCCUGGAGCAGCUGGAUCCCAGACUUGCAGAAAGAAGACAGAAAGGAGAGGAAGGGAAGCAGGAAGAAGGAAGGAAGCCUGGAAGUUAAGAGCCAGCCCAGUGGCUGGCAUCUGGUAAGACGAUUAACCCUGCCCCACCAUAGUACAGGGAGGCACUUGUCCUUCCUGCCUGGAUUCCAGCUGGCCCAGCCCUGGAAUGAGGGGUGAAGAAAGAGGGCAGCACCGACUGCUAGGCUAAGCAGGGGCUCCAGAGGGACAGGAGCCACAGCUGACCCACAGAUUCAUCAUAGAGCCGUGUUAUGUGGGCAUGAGGGAAAUUGUUCAAGCUGGAGAAACCCUGGAAGCUACAGGCUUUGUUUGUGUGUACCAGUAGUAUUUAAUGUUUACAUUAUGUGUUCUGGAAUUGGUACAUAUACACCACGCAUUUCAAUUCUUUUCAAUCUACCUUCCCUCUAUUAUUAUCUCUGUCUCUGCCUCUGUCUCUGUCUCUGUCCCUGUCUCUGUCUCUCUCUGUGUCUCUGUCUGUCUGUCUCUGUGUGUGUGUGUGUGUGUGAUUGUAAAAUGAUGUCUUCUAUUCUUCGAGGAAAAUACCUAAAAGAAUUGGUGAGUUAAAUAGAGUUUCUAGUUUUAAUUUUUGGAAGAAUCUCCACUGUGCUUACUAUAGUGGCUAUUGUAGUUUACAUUCCCACCAACAGUGUAGAAAGUUCCCUUUUUCCUGCAUCACUGCUAGCCUUUGUUAGUAUUUGAUUUCUUAGUGAUGUGGGGUAAGAUGAAAUCUCAGUGUUUUUUUAAUUUGCCUUUCUCUCAUGGCCAGCAACAUUGAGCAUUUCUUCAUGCAUUUAUUGGCUAUUGGUAGUUUUGUGAAGUGUCUGGUUUUUUACUGGGUUUUUUACUUUGGGGGUCCUAGUUUUCAGAGCCCUCCAUAUACUGUAGAUUUUGGUCCUCUGUCUGAAAAUAGCUGGCAAAAUAUUUCUCCUAUUCUGUAGAUUUUUCUUUUCACUCUGCUGGUUGUUGUUGUGAAAAGUCCAGUGAUCUGAUAUGAUCCCAUUUGUUGAUUCUCAGUAAUUUUCCCUAUGAAGUUUGAGUGCUGUUCAGAAAGUCCUUGCCUAUGCCUAUCACUUCAAGAAUUUUGCCCUAUUUUACUUGCCAGUUUGACUUGUUUUAACUGUUUCUGUUUCAUUUCUUUGGUCCACUUUGAUGUUAGUUUAUUAUAGGCGAGAGAUAUGGGUCCAGUUUCAGUCUUCUGCAUAGCCAAUUUUCCUAACAGCAUCUAUUAGAGAGACUAUCUUUGCUCAGGUGAGGAAAAUACCACCACUUCAUUAUGAAUGGACCAAAAGGUGCAAGGGCAACCAGGGAAUGAGGCAGAGUUACCCAUGAGGUUGAGGUGGGCUUGGUGCUUUCCCAGCAGAGGGAAGUGAGGAAAUGAGCUAGCACAGGUCUUCCUGGAAACCACCUUUGUCCAUCCACUAAUAACAAAUCAUGAUGACUCACAGGACAGUGUGUUCAGGUGUGGUGCAUGUCACAGGUGAGCACACACAAAGGAACUAGAAAAUCUUCACAUUUCACUGUUGCUGCCAUUGUAUUGUUGUUGGGAGGAGCCUAAAGGUGCCCAGAUUCUUCCGGCCAGUGUCCAUGAAGCUUUGUGUCUCCAGCCAGACUAAUGCCCUCACCCUCAAGGAAUCCACUUCCGCUAAUCCUGUGGUUCUUAAUACCUUCUUGGCAGCUUUCAAAAUUACUAAAACACCAUGAUUCCCCUAUAGGGGCCAGACUGGGUGGUGUGGGUCCUUAGCUAUUCUUACUAAGAUGGCUGACAGUAAUUGUUGUGUAAUUGGCUCUGAGAACAUCACCUGAAGCAGAGUCACCUGAAGCAGAGUCACAUUCCCUCCUGAGCAGUGUGCACUGAGCCCAGCCCAGCACUGCACCUCUGUUGUGGGCUGUGGCACUCUGCUGUUGUCACCUAUAUGUAGUAGGUGACAUCCCCCUCAAAGCAGCUGACAGAAGAUAGUGACAGCCCUCUCUCUUUCCUUAUGUUCACAAGCUCCUUAAUACUCCUGCCCUAAACCACCCCCGUAUAAACAGAAUGUUACUGAAAUUUUUCUGCUUUUGUUCAGAGGGCAGCACAAACUUAAGCAAAUUUAUGAUUUCCCCUAAAAAGAAAACUCUCUUUGCUGAAUCCCUUUAAGCAGCCAUUUUCCCCAGUGUGUCUUACUUGCUCCAGCCUCAGUUUCCUUCCCCAAAGUGUCUUUCUCUGCCAUCUGAUGUCUUGUUCUUCUCACCUAGCUCUUGGUAGCCUUACUCAUGCCAACACUGAGAGGUCCCUGUCUACAGUCCUGGCACAGCACUCAACUGAACAGGCUGGAGAAGCUUCCAAGCACAGUAGGAGGACAGUGGUGAGUGUCCAGAGACACCUCACUGCAGAGAAUAUCACACCAAGGGUCUAACCCUCCAAGGCACUUUGUGUAGAAUGGUAGAGACUUUCUUCACCUGUGCUCACCAGCAUGAGCACACGCUGUGAUUCCUUAGCCCGUAUCCUGUGAGAUGAAUAUCCUGCUACUCCCCAAGACAGGUGUUUGAUUGAAAAAAUUGCCCAAUCUUACCCCACAGUGAGAGAGGAAGUAUUUCCCUAAUUACUAAGAUACUCCUCCCUUCCCUGUAUGUUACCAACUCAUAAUUCAAUAAUGUGCCAUCUGUUUCUUCCUUAUCCCACUUCAGGUCUGCUGGGAUAAUUAGGGCCCAUUGUCAUGCUCUCUUUGUGUCUCAGAAGGUGUGAAGCUCCAUUCUUCCAAUUAGGAUAUAGUUAAAUGACUGUGUUGUCCUUAGGAAAUGAAAAGAUACAAGCAGAGGAAAUCUGAACCUUCAAAACAGAGCGAACAGUGUUUUUCUCCUGGAAGAGUUUGUCUCCAUAACAGAGGAAUCCUGAUAGCACUGUCUGUUCUUAUGUAAAAAAUAGGAUUUCAAAGAGGGAGUAGAGGGAUAUAGAUUUCUAGUCCCAUAACAUUCUACCUCCAAAGUAACAUAUUCUGAUAUCAUUUAAUAAAAUCUUAUUGAUGCAUAAAGUGCCCUAAAGGACUGAUAACCUGAUUUGAAGAUAUCUAGUAUCAAGGUUGAGUCACUAUUAAUGAGUAAGUUUUCCAUGGUGUGAUGUUAUCCUGUAGACCCAGAGAUCUAAAUGUUAGAAUGUAGAACACAAGGCCUCAUGGGCAAAGAUAAGACUUCCAAGUCAGAUUCAUCAUCAUCUCUUCAGGACUUUAACUUUAUAAUCAAGUUAACUUAUUCCAUUUUGCACUUGCGAUAAGGUAAAACAGUUUAUGAGGAGGACAAAGAUAUUUGACUCAUCUUUCUGAAAGCUGGAAAUUCUAGAUCCAGGGAUCAACAUCUGGCCGGAGUCUUCUUAUUGCAUCAUCCUAUGGUAGGAGACUAAACAGAAGGCAAGAGAAAGAAAGCAAGAGGUGGUGUAACUCACCCCUUUACAAGGAGCCCACUCCUACAAUCAGCAUUAAACCAUUCAUGAGCUUCUGUGACCUCCUAAGCCCCAGGGUUGUUGCAUGGUGUCCAAGUUUCCAACACACAGAAAUUGGAGGACACCUUUAGACUAUAACACAAAGGAACUAUAAAAGAUAAGAAAAGCAGUUAAAAUAACAGGAAAAAGUCCUUUCUUAUCGAUAAUUGUAUAGAAUGUAAAUGGAUUAAGUUUUUCAAGCAAAAGAUAGAAAGUGGCUGAGAAGAUAAAAUACAAGGUUCAAUUGUAUGUUGCCUGUGAGAGAUAGAUAAGGUUAAACGGAGAAGAUUGGGGGGAGGGAAUUCAUGGAUUACAUGGAUUUUAAGUAAAAACAAGAAGCAUAGAGGGUAUCUGUGUACUGAUAAAACACAAAUACUCUCAGUAGGGAUUCCUUGAUGUAACAAUUGUAAAUAUAGAAAGCAAAUAUUAACAAACUGAAAGGAGGAGAACUUAAUGCUGCUCUUAACAUUAGAUAGAUCAGAUCAAAAAGCUAAAGAACAGACAGAACAGACAUUAGCUACACUAUAAACCAAGUAGACCUAACAAAUAUAUGUAGAAAAUCACAUUCACAACAUAAGCUACACUUUCAUCUAAAUACCUGAAAAGAGACCAUGUAUGGGAUCCCAAAAAGUCUCAACAAAUUUAAUAUUGAAAUUAUUUAUGUUGUCCCAAGUGAAUGGUAUGAAACUGAAAAAUCAUAGCAGGAACAAAAUAGGAAACUUCACAAAUGCAUGGAAAUUAAACAAUACAUCCUGGAAUAACCAAUAGAUCAAAAAAGAAAUCAAAAAAAUAUCUUGAGACAAAUGAAAGUGGAAGCAGCAUAUCAAAACUUAUGGGAUGGAGCAAAAAAUAUACUAAGAAAUUCAUAGAAUUAAAAAAAAAACCUCAAAUAAGUACCCUAACUUUAAACAAACUAGAAAAAAUUAAGCCUAAAAUCAUCAGGAUAAAAGUAAUGAAGUAUAAACCAGAAUAGAUGAAAUGGAAUCUACAGAAAUGGUAGGAAAAAAUGAAUAAAAAUAAGAAUUUUUUGAAAAGAUAAAACUGAAAAAAGUUUCACUAGACAAUAUGAGGGAAAAAUAGAAGACUCACAUCAAUAAAAUCAGAAAUGAGAGAGGAGAUAUUACCAUUAAUGCCUCCAACACACCUUUGGUAUGAUCCUUUGAUCAUACCAAAAUAAUGCAUAACCUAGAAAAAAAUGGGUAAAUUCCUAGAGUCAUACCAUGUGUCCAAACUGGAUGAUAAAAAAAAUCUGAAUAUAAAAGUAGAGACAUUUAAUGAGUGAUAAAAAAAUCUCCCCUCAAGAAAAAAAGGAAGAGCAGAUAGAUUCAUAGGUGAAUUCUACCAAAUAUUUACAGAAGAAUUCUAGUCAAUCUUACUCAAAUUCUUCCAAAAAAAAUGAAAACACAUUAUGCUUCCAAAGUCACUUAAGAGACCAACAUAAGCCCUACCCUGAAAGCAAAGUCAGAUAAAGACAACAGAAGAAAAGAAAAUUACAGUCCAGAAUCCUUAAUCAACAUGGAUGUACAGCUCCUCAUUAAAAUAUAAGCAAAUGAGUCUGAUGGCACACAAAACUAAUCAACCACUGUGAUCAAGAGAUGUUUGUUUCUUUCUGGGAUGCAACAAUGAUACAACAUAUGUAAAUCAAUAAAUCCAAUAUUCCACAGUAACAGGAUGAAGCAUAAAAAAGAGCAGAAAAAUCAAUUGACAGGUUUCAAUAUCCUUCCAUUUAAACAUUUCACCAAAUUAAGUAGAGAAGGCAUAUACCUCAAUAGAAUAAAGGCCACACACCUGACAUCAUAUUCAGUAGUGAAAAACUGCACUCUCAGACACCUAUCAGUGUAGCCCUGGAAAUCCUAGCCAGGACAUUUAGAUAAUGAACAUUAAUGUCACAUGAAUCAUAAAGGAAAAUGUAAAAUGUUUUCUGUUUGCAAAUGACAUGAUUUUAUAGAUAUGAAAUUCAAAGAACUCUAGCCAAAAUCCAAUGCAUGAAUUAAGUAAAAUUAGUUGCAAGAUGCAAGAUCAACACAGAACUGUUCAGUUGUGUUUAAAAAUUAUCCUAAAACACAUCAAGAAAAUAAUCACAUUAAAUUAAUCACAAUUUUUUUUCAAAAUAGGGAUAAAUUUAGACUGGAGGGAAAAAAUAUAAAAAUAAUUAAGCAUUGAUGAAAAAAUGUAUGAGAUGAAUACAUGGAAAUAUACUCUGUAUAUGCACAUUAGAAUAUCAUAUUGUUAAAAGUCUCCACAGAACCCAAUAUAAUACACAGAUUCAAUACAGUCUGUACAAAAUUCCCUAAAAUCUUCACAGAAAUAGGGAAUAAAUCCUCAAAUUUGUAUGAAACCAAACCAAAUCCCAUAUAGUUAGAGCAAUAAAAGUUGAAUAAAACUAGAUAUUAUACUAUCAGUAUCAAAACACUUUAAAAGGCUAUAGUAAUGAAACUGUAGGAUAUUAGCAUUUUAAAAUGUCACCUAGAUCAAUGUAAAAAACUAGAAAGUCCAGAAAUAAACCUACACUAUACAUCAACUUGUCUCUAGUCAAUGUGCUAGGGACACACAAUAGAGAAAAGAGAAGUUCUUUAAUAAAUUCCAUUAGGAAAAUCACAUAUCCACAUAGUACAGAAGGAAAUUCAUCACUUACCAUUCAAUGUACAUAAAUAAUAAACACAAAAACAAAUGGCUUACAAAUACAACUUGAAAGCACAAAGUCCUAGAACAGGAGAAAGCUUCUUGGGGCUGGUUUUGGCAGUGAUUCUUUUGCUGUGAUACCAAAGGCACAGGAAGCAAAAAGAAAAAUGAGCCAAUCUGUAAUAAUAAUAAUAAUAAUAGUAAUAAUAAAAUGAAACAAAAUCACCUUACAGAGUGGCAGAAACUUUCAUGAACCACAUGUCCAUAAAGUAUGUAAGAAAGUCACACAACUCAACAGCAAAACAAAAAGGAACAAGCAAAAUUUCAAAACAUAGGGAAAGGGCAUUUUUCCAAAGGAGAAACAACAAUGUCCAACAAGUAAAUUUUUAAAAAGAUACAUAACGUUAAUAAUCAUGAAAGAUAUACAAAUCAAAACUACAGUGGUCUGUGCAUAGGACUGUAACAUAAUGUCUUCAACUGCUUCAAGAGAUACCAGGGGAGAAUAGCUGAGUUGUUUGUAACAGAACAGUUCAUAAUGGCCAUAUAUUUCAAAGAUACUAUCUAUUGAUCCACAGAUGAAUGGAUAAAGAAAAUGUGGUUAUGCACCAUGGAGUACUACUUGGCUAUAAAGAAGAAUUAACUUGAGUGAUUUGUAGGAAAAUUGAUAUCCCUUGAGAACAUAAUGCUGAAUAAAAUAAGCCAGACACACAAGCCUAAAUAUUGUGUGGUUUUGCUUAUAUGAAACCCCAAAAUCUAAAGUAUGACAAUACAAUAUAGAUCAUAGGAAGUGGAAAGGUUGAUCUUUUCAGAAAGGAAGGGAAUGAAGAGAAAGACGGAGGGCAGAGGGAGAGAAAGGGAAUGAAAAUAGAGUGAAGGUGUGUUAUCUGAGUGUACUAACUGCCCACGACAAAAGUAAUCGGCAUUUACUGUAAACAUGACUAAUGAAAAAUAAACUCCCUAAAAACACAAUUAGCUAUUGUUUCACUCCUGUUUGCGUGGUGUGUGUGUGCGCGUGUGCAGGAAUGUAGCAGGAAAGGAAGCCUGGUAUUCUGUUGGAGGGAACAUUUGUUGUAGCCACUGUGGAAAGCAGUAUGAUGAUUCUCCUCAAAUCAGAAACAGUGUUACAUGUAAUUCAGCAAUCAGGUUUUUAUUUAUCAAAGGAACGGAAAUCUUUAUCUCAAAAGGUUAACUGCACUUGUGUUCACUGUAGCAUUUUUGACAAUAGUCAAAAAAUAGGAGCAACCUAACUGUCUUAUUCCUGACCUUGAAGAAAACACUUGCAGCUUUGUUGUCUCAUCAUCAGCCCCCAAGAUCAUGGGGUGGCACCUGCAAGGCAGAAAAGAAAGAGUGCCCUGCAGGCAAACGUUCUCCACGAACACCAGCAGGCGGAUCCAAGACACUGAGGACAGUCAGGGAGAGGCCGGUGACAUGGAGCCACUGGGAGAAGAAGGCAAUGUUCAGAUGCCAGCAAGCAGGACUCAGACGCAUAAACACACACACACACACACACACACACACACACACACACACACACACAUGGAGAGAGACAGAGAUAGAACUGGGCAAGAGAUGAAAAACACAUUAGCACAGAGACAAAGAGAAAAUCAAAGCAGAGAGAAAAUAAAAACCACACAGAGGACUAAGCCUGAUCAAUGGAAAGAGGAGAAAGAGACAGAUAGGGGAGAGCCACAAAGGGGUAUCAAUAGGAAAUAGAGAAAUCGCAAGGGAGACUGAAAUGUGGAAAAAAUAAAUAUUUGUGCAUACUUAAUGGGUUACAGACCUAUUUCCUUGUUGGACAAUUGUGUGAGGCUCAUAGUGGUGCACAGGCUGAGGUCUGGAGCUGCCCUCCAGGUGCCACAAGAGAAGAGGCCCACAUCAAAAGAAGCAGGACAGUGAGGCCGAGGAGAACCCGAGCAGUCAGGGAACACAGAGCAACAGCCUGGGAAAUUGAGCACUGCUAACUUGCAAAGGUGCCAGGCUGAAGAAGCACCCUGAACCCUUACAUCUGUUUGCAGAUGCAAGAAAGCUAAGUUUGUAGGCAAAACCCUGUCAUUUCAAAGUUAAAAUCGGUAUUCGAAGACGAUUUCACCCAGGAGUGUCCAGGUAAUGAUUCUUGGUUAGAUGCAGGACUCAGCUUGACACAACUCAGGGAAUUAGAGGGACUCAGGAAACCAAUCCCACAGAAGUAGAGCCUGCUCCAGAAAUCCUAGAGCCCCAGCUUCUCAGGGGAAGGUGUGGUGUAUGUAACAGACUAAGACACACAGCCUCUGGGGGGGGGGGCGGGUUUGAAACUCAGACUGUUGGCAAGAUAUUCUUAAAUAUAAUUGGUGAGAGAGAGAGAGGUUUCCUUUUUCCCGAAUUUCACAGGUGGUUUUCUGGUAGACAAUAAGUAGCCCUCUAUGGGAAGAGCUAAGUGCAUUUCCUAGAGCAGAGAAACAAACUUGCACCUAGUCCAGUUUCUAAACCAUACCUGUCUUGUGAAAAGCUUGUAACAAAACACAAAUAUUCCCUAAACAAGAAUUUUAAGUCAUGGCAACUUACAUACAUAGAUGUGUGUGUACCCAUGAACAUUACGUAAACUAUAUUCUUAGGAGCUAAUAAUUUACAGCACUCAAAAGAAUAAAGAUCCUAACACAAACAUGAUUUAAUAGGGAAAAUGUAUACAACACUACUGUAGGAAGAGAUGGGGAACAGAAAGGAAGAUAAAAGAAAAGGAAGAGGAAUCUAGGGUUCCUAGGAAUGGUGUUAGAAAAUAAAUCACACUGGGAGGAGGGACAGGGAGGACCUGCAAGAGCUGGGGAUGGGGAAGGGUUUUUAGAGUUGGGAAGAGAGAAAAGACACAGUUCUACCUGUGCUGGAGUGAACUGUGUAACUCUGGGUGUGUUUAUGUGGGUGCAGUGGUGAGUUCACAUAGGUGCGAGUUCAUUUAUAUACAUGUGCACAUGUGCAUGUCUCUAUGCAAAGUGACUGUGUUUUCCAGUGGAGGCAGCGGAGGGACAAAGGGCCUUCUACAUGAGAGGGGAGAGAGGAAAGCCCAUGUGUGCAGCCAGCAGACUGAACACACCCCAGGCUCUGAGCCCAGGCUCUGAGCUGGGAGUCCUGGGUCUUUGCAGCAUUACAGCAGCAUUUCAUACAGGGCAUAGGGACCCACACUGAUGUCUUGGAACCAAGGCACAACCACGUGGAAAAGACCAUCAUUUUUCCAUUUUAGGGAAGAUAUCCAAGUUAAAUCAGGUAUCCUUUAAGUGACUAGGGAGAGAGAAUGAAGACUCAGGAUGCUGUGCCUCAGGACUCAAGGAUUCAUAAUUUAUGUAAGGAGGCAAAAGAUUUUUAGUAAGUGUUGGUGUUAUGCAGAAACAUGGACCCUGUGGUCAAGUCAUAUUUUUUCAGAAGAAUCCAGAAAUGUAGAUUUUUAUGUAAAACCUUUUGUCUUUUCGAUGUCAGCAAUUAAUAUCAAAAUUAUAUUGAUUUGCUAUACUGUACCUAUGAGUUUCCAGUUAAUCACUCUGAUUUAGAUGAAGAAAUCAGAUUGACUCCCUUUAGAAACUGUGAAGACUCAGACCUGUAUUUACAAUAAAUUCCAUGAUUCCCAUCCCCUUGCUAGGAAAAUGAGGAAAUGGAAGGUCCAGACUGGUUCAACAGUCUAAAUUCACAUGGCAAAUUUGUCAAAAAUAAAUAAAUAAAAAUAAAACUAGGAUGAGAAGACAGUUCUCCAAAUUUUUCAGUGUUUUAUGUAUGACACCCCCCUAUAUAAAUUAUUUACUGCUGCAUAACAAAUUAGUCCAAUGCUUAGCGGCAGAAAACAAUAAGCAUGGGUUACCUCAUGCAUUCUGUGGGUCAUGGAUACUUGAAACGCCCUGGCUGAAGGUCUCUGCCAUGAAGCUGCAGUUGAGUCUCCACCAAAGCUGCAGUUCCACCUGGAGGCUGUACAAAGUCAGAGCCUCCGAUACCCUCUUUCAUGUGGCUGUUGGCAGCAGUAUCCAUUGGGAUGCUAGACUUGCUACCAGCUAGCAGUCUCCCAAUGUGCCUUUUUCUGUGGGCCUCUCCAUAGGGCAGGUCAAUACACGGCAGCUUUCUUCAGGCAAGUGAGAGUGAGAGAACAAGCAAAAUCUGGUUCUCUCACUGAACCCAUAAUCUUGUUAUGACCUAACCUGAUAAAUAGCAUUCCAUCACUUCUGCCAAGUUAUAAUCACUGAGUAUGAAUCAAUGUAGCCAGUCCAUGAUCCAAAGAAGCAACUCACACAAAAGCAUGCACAGCAGAAGACAGGGGUCUCCAGGGCCAUGCUUGGCCUCCCAUUGUGUCAUGAACAGGCACCAGGAAUCUACAAGCUACAGCCACUGGCUAACUCCAGCUGCUACCUGGUUUUGUAAACAAAGUCUUACUGGAACGAAGCUGUAGCCAUUUGUUUAUGUAGGGUUAUGGCUGCUUUUUGCACUAUAUCUUGUAGCAUUGAGUAGCUGCAACAGAAAUCACAUGGCCAAAGAAACCUAAAACUUAUUUACUGUCAGACCCUUUAUAGGAGAAAUUUGCGAUUUGCUGGUUACUGGUAGGUGCAAUCAUAAGGCCCUUUGAGGCAUACAGAAGAGAGGAUUGAGAUAAUGAUAUCAAAUUCCGUUUUUGACUAAAUUCCUCUUUGUGCCCCAGCACUGUCAGUGCAUGGAGUAUACCUCUAAAAGUUGGUCUGUUACAAGUCUGGAUCAGUGGACCAUAUGUGAACUUGGUUCCCCAGAUCCUGUCUUAUCCUUUCUUCUUCACAUAGUCAUUCAGCUCAGACACCACAUCCAUAUAACUUUCGGUAAAAAGAUGACCACACAAGGUAAUUACAAUUAUAGCAUUCUCAAGUGGUGGGCUGGUUAUUUAGCUUAAUUACAUGGGAGCCAGAUAAGCCUAGGAUCCAGAUAUGAAUAACAAAAAUUUCUUUCACUUCUGUUGGCCACAGUUUCCUUAUUCUUAAAAUACUGAUUAUAAUACUAACUUUAUGCCUUUUGUUGUCGGAAAAAUGCAUUAAGCUUCAACUACAGGGACAGCUAUGAUAAUAGCUCCAUCGAGGCCAAACACCAUGUGUAAGACACUUAAAUUGUUCCUCACUGCCUACUGAGACAGGGCCAAUAGGUUCAUUGCAGUCAUCAGUUCUGACUUAAUGAUAGUGGCAGAAACCAUUAAACACUGCCUCUCGAGCUCUGCCCCUUGCCCUUGGAUAUAUCAUUUCUCCUACCCUGGUUCCCUGGCCAUUGCUACGUCUACCUCCUGACUCUUUUAUAAGAGCUACCUGUAUCUCACAGCUCUUGCCCAAGCAUGCAGCCAGGAGGUUAUGUAAACAGGUAGCAAGUGCUGCUGUAAGGUGAGAUUUUAUUGGGCUGGAUGUGAAAUGCAUUCAAAGGUCUGCUGUUAAGAGAAUAGCAAUGUAAAUAGAAAGCUGUCACUGUGCCCUUCAUGCUACUUGGAAUUGCACCAUUGCUGCUGGAUUGGUAGGACGAUGUCCUUAGGGUGGUCUUGUGUGAAUUUUUAGCAAACCUGUCUUGCUCAUGUUUUAACCCCAGGAGUCAGGAGUGUCAGUCACCUAGCUUAUCUGAGUGUGAUUAUGGAGACUGUGCAUCACACACAUCACUGCCAAGACUUCAAGUCCUUGAACUUGUCUGACCUGCUCAAAAGUGAUGUAUCUCAGGCCUUGUCUCCCUUGAGAUCAUAUUUCCUGUCCCUUUAAUUCUAUUAAUAGUACCAGCACUUACCCUGUCCCAGGGACAGAGCCAGGCAGUCUUCAAAGUAUGCUUCUUCUCACCCAAGUCCCUUUUUUCAUGACCAAUCAUUGCCAACUUUUCACUUCAUCUUCUAGAUAACUGGACUUCUCAAACCAUUCUGUUUUUAUUCUACUGUCAUAGGAAAUGUAUAGCCUUUCAUUCACCUCUCUUGUGCCUUACUCUUCUGAAAUUAUUUCUUCUUUAUCAUAAUUGCUCUGAGUAUCAUAGUAGAAAAAUAUUUCUAGUAGGUCCUAUAAUUCAGAUCCUAUAAUUCAGAGGGCUCAGUAUUUGCUUUCGUGUUAACAUAAGAAAACAAGUGGAAAAAAGAUACCAUGUAUUAAAAAUUGUGGUGACUAAUCAUGAUAGCAUUAGGCAUUCAUUAUGGAGCUUGGAAGAAGUUCCAACUUGCAAGAUGCAUACUAUGCCUUGCAUAAGUGCAGAGUAAAAACAUAUCACCCUCAGCCAAGCUGAUGGAGAUGAUGAGGACGUGGUACUUGGGCUUGGCUGUGUAGAUUAUGCAAACCACUCUAAGAGUAAUAAACUGGAUUUAGUAAGUGAUUAUAUUUGUGCAAUAUGGAAAACAGAAAAGUCAAAGAGAAAUUUCCAGUCUCUAUCAUCAAGCACUUUGGAAACUGGAGGUGAUAGCUACAAAAAACAGAAAGAUUGAGUUAUAAGCUGAGAUGACUAUGACAGGCGGGAUGUUGUCAAGGUGGCAGAAGUCAUAAUGAUACUCAAGUAGAUGUAAUUAUCGUCCAGGAAAAUUGGGAGACAGUAAUCCAGCCUAGAAACAAAGAUAGAAGCAGCUGUGUGGAGGCAGAGUUAAGGACUGUGUGAAACCAGAAGAGGGGCAUUAAGCAAGAUUCUCACAUUAAACUUAGAGCACGACACACACUACCUCCUCUAAGCACGUGCCUUGUCUGUGAAAUGCAGGAGGACCUAUCAAAUUGAUUGGCAUACAUUUCGAAUCAAAUAUAUGCAUGCAAAUUGUUUAACAGUGUCAGGCACAGAACUAAGGAGGAAGAGGAAAAAGAGAAAGGAUAAAAUUUUAUCAUUAUCAUUUUUAUGAUAAUGUUAAGUUCUUGAAGUUGAUCUCAUUUAGAACUUUGGGUAUAGAAGAAAAAGUUCAUAAUAAAUAAAAAACAGCAAUCAGAAAGGCAGGAAAAAGUACAAUUUAUGCACUUUUCAUGUUAUUUUACUAAAUCCUUGUCUAUGGAUUUUCCACCACUUGUGUUGGAAAUAGUGAAGGACACAAAACUCAAAGGCUAAAUAGCAUUUAUUUUUGUAUCCAAUACAGGACUAGGUCCAAAAGUCCUAACACACAGCAGAGGUUCACGACUUUAAGUGGAUGUUGAAUGGAGGUAGAGAGAGCUUUCAAGACUGUAAGUGUUCUUACAAGUCGCAGCAUGCCAAAGAUAAGUCAGGUGAUUAAAGUCAAAAAUCUUGGAUUAGAGAUGAAAGAGUGGGUAUUGAGUUUAAAGGGUAAGAGCUUGAUGGGUUUGAUACAGAUGCCAGGAAGCAGUAAGUUUAGCGGCAAUGGGUUGAAGGGAAAAGGGCAUAUGCAUGAAUAUAGAGCACCACACAAGUAGAAACCACUGUCUUGAGAAACUUGAUAGUGGGUGAAAGGAGAGUGGUUUGAAAAAGGAGUCAUGGACAGGUUAUUCCCCAAUAAAGAACGGAAUUUAUUGUGGAGCAGCUGAAGGUGCCAGCAGAAGGGAGCUGAGAUGAAUGUAUGUGUGGUAGAGAGAAGAGGGUUCCCAGGGUCAGAGAGUUCCUCUAAAAUGAGAAUGAAAGAAGCCAGAAACUGAAAAUACACACACUUGGGAAGGCAUCUGAAACAUGGAGACUUGACAGCAAGAGUUGGUCCCCCUUCCCUUCUAUUUCCGUUAGAACCCAGUGAGAGGCGGUCACCACUAUACCCAUUCUCACUGACAACCAGGGAGCCCAAGCAGCCAGAGCAGGGCUUCCCUGCUUCCAGCCCCAGCCUGGGUGUGUGUCUUCCAGCAGUCUCUGGCAGAUGUGUACUUCAGACACACGGGGAACGCCCCGUGGAGUCUGGUUCCUUCCUCUGCAACAGGAGGUACAGCACAGGCCCGCUGGCCGCACAGUGGUCUGCUGGAUGUGGGGCCUCCAAGCAGGAAGCCGGCCCCUGGGGCACUCAUUCUGAGGUUGCUGCAGUAAAUGCUGUGUCAGGGAGGCUGCUGGGCGCAUCUUUAUUCCCAGGACCUUCCCAGCUCCUCUCUUCCUCGGUGCCCCUACCUGCCUUUUAACCUCAGUCACAUACUGGCCACCAGAGACCAGACAGAAAACACUGGUUUUCAGGGCCUGUAUGUAUCUUACCUUCAUCUCUUCUUACACUUGUGCUCUUUAAACUAACUGUUUUUCUACUUUAUGUGAAAAAAAUAUCAUCAUGUCGUGUAAGUCCAAAAAAUAAUAGUAACCUGCAUUGAUUCAGGAGAUAAUUUUUUCCUUUUGCAGCUUGUGUCCACCCAGAGUCCAGCCCUGGUCUGAACAUGAUGUGAACACCGACUCUGUGACUCUGAAGGCUUCCUUUACAGACUGGUACCCUCUCUCCCAGCUCUGCACACAGCAGGCUCUGCCUGAGGACUCCCCAUGGAGACAGUGGUCCUCAGAUCCUCUCUCCUGGAGCCCCGCAGGUCCCACUGCAGGUCCCAUGAAACUGCUCCUAAUGGUCCUUGUUCAUCUUAUAGUGCUCUCUCAGGCCUAUUAGGAAUCACAGCCACGGCUGAGCUCUUUAUAAAGGCUAUGCCCGCAUGCCAUUCAGUCCAGUCUCAUCCUGACGCCAAGCUGCUGGCUAUGAGGAUCCAUUACCUCCUGUUUGCUGUGCUCUUGUUGUUCUUGAUGCCUGUUCCAGGUGAAGGAGGGCUCAUAAGUGCAGUACAAAGAUAUUUUUGCAGAGUGAGGGGCGGCCGCUGUGCUGCCCUUUCCUGCCUUCCACGGGAGACGCAGAUAGGCCGUUGCUCUCUCAAGGGCCGGAAAUGCUGCCGAACAAAGAAAUAGAAGAAAUGUGGACGUGACAGUGGGAGAUGCCUUCUUAAGAUAAAAAUGAACUAAAUAUUUUUUCUAAAAAAUUAAAAAGUUGAUAAAAAGAUAA
This is a messenger RNA of Cavia porcellus (domestic guinea pig), 15582 nucleotides long. Its product is annotated as beta-defensin 1. Bases 15081 to 15488 code for a protein of 135 amino acids. Gene Ontology annotation, cellular component: extracellular region. Gene Ontology annotation, biological process: cell chemotaxis; defense response to bacterium. The record is from RefSeq and is a predicted model, not a curated record. Gene Ontology annotation, molecular function: CCR6 chemokine receptor binding; chemoattractant activity. The transcript has 6 exons. Lineage: Eukaryota; Metazoa; Chordata; Mammalia; Rodentia; Caviidae.